CCCAUACAAAAUCGGGAUCGAGACACAUUUCACGUUCCAGGUCGUGUACGCAGUUUGUCGAUCCUGGUUAUGCGAUCGAUUAAAGGAACCUGCGUCUUGACAUAGUACGAAAGAAGCAACGCGAAGGGCAUGAAUGAGAAAGAUGCAGGACGGACUCGGUCAGCUCUCUUUCAAUCAUGGACCGAGUAAGGAGCUAGGUCAGUGAUUGUUGACAGUCAGACAUUUUAGGGCUUUAGCAAACGAGCGGACCCGGGCCGAGUCAGCCAAUUAACGUAAAUCCUACGUCGGCGUUCUGUUCGUCGGAACUACAAAAACCCUAGCUGUGAUCUGGAUCACUACUUCCCUUACUUGAAACAUCAAUCUCUUCAAGUUGCUGCUAGAUCUUUACAAACAAUAAACACAAACAAUCUUCUUCCUGAAAAUCCACCACACUCGAUUCGAUCACCAGGCCAGUCCUCUCUCCAAUGGAGGACGCAUUCGCCAGAUCUGUUCCUGAGGUCCUGGAUUUUUUUGGAGUAAAUCCCACAAAAGGUCUCACUGAUAUCCAGGUGACAAGUCAUGCUCGGAUUUAUGGCAGUAAUGUGUUGCCUCAAGAAGAAAGCACUCCUUUCUGGAAAUUGGUAUUGAAGCAAUUUGAUGACUUGCUUGUUAAGAUAUUGAUUGCUGCAGCUGUUGUUUCUUUUCUUUUGGCACUGGUCAAUGGAGAAACAGGCUUAACUGCUUUUCUGGAGCCUUCUGUUAUACUCAUGAUAUUGGCUGCAAAUGCUGCUGUAGGAGUAAUUACAGAAACAAAUGCUGAAAAGGCUUUGGAGGAAUUGCGGGCCUAUCAAGCAGAUGUUGCAACAGUCAUGCGUAAUGGAUGCUUCUCCAUCCUACCUGCAACAGAACUAGUUCCUGGGGAUAUUGUUGAAGUUAGUGUGGGUUGCAAAAUUCCAGCUGACCUGAGAAUGAUUGAGCUUUUAAGUGACCAUUUACGUGUUGAUCAAGCCAUUCUUACAGGUGAGAGUUCAUCAGUGGAAAAGGAGCUGGAGUCCAUGGUAACAAGCAAUGCAGUGUAUCAAGACAAAACCAAUAUCCUAUUCUCGGGAACAGUGGUGGUUGCUGGUAGAGCAAGAGCUGUUGUUGUUGGUGUUGGUUCUAAUACUGCAAUGGGCAGCAUACGUGAUUCCAUGUUGAAAACUGAAGAUGAAGCAACACCAUUGAAAAGGAAGCUUGAUGAAUUUGGUACUUUCUUAGCAAAAGUUAUAGCAGGUAUCUGUAUACUGGUGUGGAUUGUGAAUAUUGGACAUUUUCGUGACCCUAUCCAUGGAGGCUUCUUUCAAGGUGCUGUUCACUACUUCAAGAUUGCAGUUGCCUUGGCUGUUGCUGCAAUUCCUGAAGGCCUUCCAGCUGUUGUUACAACGUGUUUGGCUCUUGGAACUAAAAGAAUGGCUCGUUUGAAUGCUAUUGUGAGAUCAUUGCCUUCUGUUGAGACAUUGGGUUGUACUACAGUCAUUUGCAGUGAUAAAACUGGUACUCUCACCACCAAUAUGAUGUCAGUUUCAAAGCUUUGCGUGCUUCAUUCUGUAAAUCAUGGAGUUGCAGCUUCAGAGUACAGUGUUAGUGGUACUACCUAUGCACCAGAGGGUUCUAUUUAUGAUCACUCAGGGAUGCAGCUUGAUUUUCCUGCUCAAUUUCCUUGUCUUCUUCACAUUGCCAUGUGUUCAGCUCUCUGCAAUGAGUCUGUUAUACAAUACAAUCCAGACAAAAGAAACUAUGAAAAAAUUGGGGAGUCAACUGAAGUGGCUCUUCGUAUAUUAGCAGAAAAGGUUGGUCUUCCAGGUUUUGAUUCUAUGCCUUCUGCCCUGAAUAUGUUGACAAAGCAUGAAAGAGCAUCUUACUGUAAUCAUUAUUGGGAAAAUCAGUUCAAAAAGAUAUCUCUUUUGGAAUUUUCUCGUGAUCGAAAGAUGAUGAGUGUUCUUUGUAGUAGAAAACAGAUUGAAAUUAUGUUUUCCAAAGGUGCCCCUGAGAGUGUACUCUCUAAAUGCACAAGUAUCCUUUGUAACAAUGAUGGUUCUACUGUUCCUCUAACUCCAAAUAUCAGAGCUGAGCUGGAAUCUAGAUUUUCCAGUUUUGCAGGAAAAGAUACACUAAGAUGUCUUGCACUUGCCUUAAAAAGGAUGCCUACAGGUCACCAAAAUAUUACCUUACAUGAUGAGAAAGAUCUUACAUUUAUUGGGUUGGUUGGAAUGCUGGAUCCACCUAGAGAGGAAGUCAGAAAUGCUAUUCUCUCAUGCAUGACAGCUGGCAUACGUGUUAUGGUUGUUACAGGGGAUAACAAGACUACUGCAGAAUCAUUAUGCAGAAAGAUAGGUGCUUUUGAUCACUUGGAUGAUUUUGUGGGAAGAUCUUUCACUGCUUCUGAGUUUGAAGAGCUUCCAGCUUCUCAAAAGACAUCUGCACUCCAACAUAUGAUACUUUUCACCAGGGUUGAACCAUCUCAUAAAAAGAUGCUGGUGGAAGCACUACAACACCAAAAUGAAGUGGUUGCCAUGACUGGAGAUGGGGUGAAUGAUGCACCUGCAUUAAAGAAGGCAGAUAUAGGAAUUGCCAUGGGCUCAGGCACAGCAGUUGCAAAGAGUGCUUCAGACAUGGUUUUGGCUGAUGACAAUUUUGCUACAAUAGUUGCAGCUGUUGCAGAGGGAAGAGCUAUAUACAAUAACACAAAGCAGUUCAUUAGAUAUAUGAUUUCUUCAAACAUUGGAGAGGUAGUUUGUAUCUUUGUUGCAGCUGUACUUGGGAUACCUGAUACUCUUGUCCCUGUGCAACUACUUUGGGUUAAUCUGGUUACUGAUGGAUUACCAGCUACAGCUAUUGGCUUCAAUAAGCAAGAUUCAGAUGUUAUGAAGGCUAAACCUCGAAAGGUUAAUGAAGCUGUUGUCACUGGGUGGCUAUUCUUCCGUUAUUUAGUGAUUGGAGCUUAUGUUGGACUUGCAACUGUGGCGGGUUUCAUAUGGUGGUUUAUUUACUCGGAUACGGGUCCAAAGAUACCUUAUACUGAACUGAUGAAUUUUGACAGCUGUUUGACACGUCAGACAACAUAUCCUUGCAGUAUAUUCAGUGAUCGACACCCCUCAACUGUUGCAAUGACAGUGCUUGUUGUUGUUGAAAUGUUCAAUGCUUUAAACAAUCUCAGCGAAAAUCAAUCCCUAAUGGUUAUACCUCCUUGGAGUAAUUUAUGGCUUGUUGGUUCUAUUGGGGUGACUAUGUUACUUCACUGCCUCAUUUUAUAUGUUCAACCACUUUCGCUUCUCUUUUCUGUUGUACCUUUGACAUGGGACGAGUGGACUACUGUUUUGUAUUUAUCGUUUCCUGUAAUAAUUAUUGAUGAGAUUUUGAAGUUUUUCUCCCGAAAUUCAAUUGGCAUGAAGUUGAAUUUGAGACUUAGGAGAGCAGAUUUACUUCCCAAAAGGGAAGUACGCGAUAAGUGACAUGUGGGGUCUCCAAUAUAUUAUUAUUCAUUUACUCACAGAUACACAAUACUAGAAGAGACCUUUUUGCUUAGGUGUUAAAUUUUGUUGUAAAAAAAGAUAUCGACUUUAUUAUACAUAUUUAUGAGCAGUUGGUGAUAAUUG
Messenger RNA from Lactuca virosa, 3614 nucleotides. The record is from the annotation of a GenBank genome assembly. NCBI's taxonomy places the organism in Eukaryota, Viridiplantae, Streptophyta, Magnoliopsida, Asterales, Asteraceae.